AUGGUUGAUUGCAACGGCACAUUCAUGAGUACAUUGAGACCGAACUCUAGUGGAAGUCAGUUCGAGCCCCUUCUCGUAAAGGGUAAUGACGAUAUAUCACUCAGCGUUGCUCUACCCUCUCGACUGAGGGCUUAUUCUGUUCCAAAUCCCUCGCCAAUAUCCGGGUGGCGUAUAGUGGUCAAAGACAAUACUCAUAUCAAGGGCAUCAAGUCCUCUGUUGGCAAUCGCGCGUUCUACGAUACAUAUGGCCCACAACAAGAGACAGCUACUUGCAUACAACGUCUAGUUGAGCAAGGUGCCGUUGUUCUAGGGAAACCCAAGAUGACUUCCUUCGGGAACUGGGAGGAGCCGGUUGAAUACGUAGAUUACCAGGCCCCAUGGAAUGCUCGAGCAGAUGGUUAUCAGUCUCCUGGGGGAAGCAGUUCAGGAAGUGCAUCUGCCAUAUCUGCUUAUGACCGGGUUGAUAUUGCGCUUGGGACUGACAGUAAGGAUCUGGAUCUCUUUCAUAACCACGCCGGGGAAAAGGCUGAUAUAUUCAAGCUUGGGGAAGUAUCACCCGCCGAGCGCUUUAGUGUGGAUGCUUUGGACUCCGCCCUAGUCUGGGUGCAGUCUCUAAAGCAGGAGUUGAACCUUAUAACUCUUAGGUUGGAACCCUGGGAUAUCUCAGUUGAGGAUGCCUGGAGAGAUCAGCCCCCAGAUGAGGCAGGUGGUCUUCCACUUGCUGAUUUCAUCAAUCCAGCCACCGCUAGCUUGGCAUGUGAUGUUUAUCAUAACUCAUCCGAUUUUCGGGAGCAACACAGGAAGAAGUUUAAGCGUGAGCCGUUCACGACAUUUCCUAAUAGACGAUUAUGGGAGGUUGGUAAAACAAUUUCUGAAGAAGAGCGUGAUAGUGGAUUCAAGGACAUUGAAGCCUACGCACGUUGGUUCAACGAAAUCAUUCUGAAGGAAAGCCGAGCCAAUGCACUCAUGAUCCUCCCUCUAGAAAGCAUGUGUCCUAGAUACCGUGAUGAGGCUCCAAGUUUUGAGCGCCCGCCACAGCAGGGUAUCAAUACUCUUGCUUUAGCCCCUGUGCUAAAAGCACCAGCGCUUGCUGUACCCAUUGCGGAGAUUUCCUAUAAAUCGAGGAUUUCGCAGAUCACGGAAAGACUUCCCUUUGCCGUUUGCAUUGUGUCCCCUCCAGGAACCGAUCUUGUUCUUCUAGACUGUGUCAGAGAUGUUCUCAUUGCUAGUGGUCGGCCGACUGUAGUGAAAACGGGUCAAUCCAUGAUUUAA
Molecule: messenger RNA, 1272 nt
Organism: Penicillium malachiteum
Lineage: Eukaryota; Fungi; Ascomycota; Eurotiomycetes; Eurotiales; Aspergillaceae
Exons: 8
Coding region: 1-1272 (423 amino acids)
Source: RefSeq, a predicted model, not a curated record